Molecule: messenger RNA, 738 nt
Organism: Lineus longissimus
Lineage: Eukaryota; Metazoa; Nemertea; Pilidiophora; Heteronemertea; Lineidae
Exons: 1
Coding region: 1-738 (245 amino acids)
Molecular function (GO): nucleic acid binding
Source: RefSeq, a predicted model, not a curated record
AUGGAUUUUGACAAAGUCCAACAGUUUCUCCUGAAACAGGAAUGCAAUCUCGAGUUCAGGAUGAAUGUCCCAUAUGCCAGUCACCACGGGGGAGUCUGGGAACGCCAGAUUCGUACCAUCAGAUCCAUACUGUCUACAAUUCUGCUGAAAUCUGGAACACAACUUGACAAUGAAUCGCUGCAAACGUACCUGUAUGAAGUCGUGGCUAUAAUCAAUGGUAGGCCACUGACUACAGACGACCUGGAGGAUCCAGACUCCUUGAUGCCACUCUGUCCGAAUCAGCUACUGACUAUGAAGUCACGGGUGGUAAUUCCACCGCCUGGAGACUUCCCACGAGAAGACUUGUUUCUGAAGAAGCGUUGGCGCCGAGUGCAACAUCUGGCGAACGAAUUUUGGACCAAGUGGCGCAGAGACUACCUAAACAAUCUACAGCCAAGACAGAAAUGGAACCGAAAAGAGCGUGAUUUCGUCAUUGGGGACGUUGUUAUCGUGAAGGAUGAUGAUCUGCCAAGAAACCAGUGGAAACUGGCCGGAAUCAACAAAGUCUUCGUUGAUGAGGAUCAGGUCGUUAGAACAGUCCGCCUCGCUGUCGGAAAUCGAUCCUUGGACAACAACGGCAAACCAUUACAACAGACCACCUAUCUUGAGAGACCUAUUCAGAAACUCGUCCUUCUCCUUGAAUCCGAUCCACAGAAAUCCGUCAAUCAGCCAAAAGGACCUGCUGAUCAACCCGAGUAA